Molecule: messenger RNA, 12326 nt
Organism: Odontomachus brunneus
Lineage: Eukaryota; Metazoa; Arthropoda; Insecta; Hymenoptera; Formicidae
Gene: Inx2
Product: innexin inx2
Exons: 1
Coding region: 827-1903 (358 amino acids)
Biological process (GO): phototransduction
Cellular component (GO): gap junction; plasma membrane
Molecular function (GO): gap junction channel activity
Source: RefSeq, a predicted model, not a curated record
CGGAAGAGAGAGAGAGAGAGGAGGACACGGCGACGCUACGAGGGUGCGCGCAGGAGAAUAGAGUCUGCGCCGUAGACACGUAAGUGGGGGACGAAGCCUCCCUGCUGCGCGGCAGAAGCAACGAACAGUUCUCGGUCCCCGACCGGCCCGUGAGCCACGAGAGAGACGGAGAGAAGCACGUCCGUGCAGCACUGAGCGCGAGCGAGACGGACAGAACGACUCUUGGUGAGUGAGAGGGAGACCUCAAGAGGGCGAAACGGAGAGAGAGAGAAGUAAGGAAAAGGGAGCAGCUUGUGGAACGCCGUGUCCUCGCGUGCUUGUGUCGCGUCUCGAGCGCAGCCAUUACGACAGAGUCGCUCGGUGACGCUCGUAACGCUGAGUAACGCGACGUGUAGCGGCGCGAACGCGAGUACGAUAUAGUGCGCUAUUCUCCAGUGGUGCGCGCGACAACGGUACGUACGCAUCGUUGUCGGUCGGUGCGGACAGAGCGCGGCUUCCCGACGGAGGCAACGCACGUGUGUAUACGGAAGAACGGGAGAAACGAGAGAGAAAGAGAGAGAGAGUUAACGUGUGUCGCUGACAAUCGGCGACUAUACAGUGACCCUGUUUGUUGUCGCCGCCGUCUCUUGCGCCUAGGGGUUGGCGUGAGAACUUUUCGCGGCAGUUACUCGACGUUUGUAGCUGCACAGUGAGAGCUGCCGAGGAGAGCACCCGGGAUCCACGCGGCUCGACAGGAUCCUUCAGUUAAGUUUCACGAACGCGCGCGCUACUAGACGAGAAGAGGUUUUUUGUCCCGUGAAGAGAGGAAGAAGACAACGCAUCAGCCAUGUUUGACGUAUUCGGCUCCGUGAAGGGGCUGCUUAAGCUCGAUUCGGUGUGCAUCGACAACAAUGUGUUCCGGCUGCACUACAAAGCCACCGUGAUCACGCUGGUGGCCUUCUCUUUGCUGGUGACCUCGCGACAGUACAUCGGCGACCCGAUCGACUGCAUCGUCGACGACAUACCGCUGCACGUGAUGGACACCUACUGUUGGAUCUACUCGACCUUCACGAUCCCCGACCGGACCGGCAUCGUCGGCAGAGACAUGGUACAGCCGGGAGUAGUCUCGCACGUCGAGGGCAAGGACGAGGUGAAGUACCAUAAGUACUACCAGUGGGUCUGCUUCACUCUCUUUUUCCAAGCGAUCCUCUUCUAUAUACCACGCUACCUGUGGAAGAACUGGGAAGGCGGUCGCAUCAAGAUGCUCGUGCUCGACCUCAACUGCCCGGUCAUCAGCGAGGACUGCAAGAGCGACCGGCGCAAGCUGCUGGUGGAUUACAUCACGACGAACCUGCACAUGCAGAACUUCUACGCGUACCGCUUCUUCCUCUGCGAAGUGCUCAAUUUCAUCAACGUGUUCGGCCAGAUCUACUUCAUGGACUUCUUCCUGGACGGUGAGUUCACUACCUACGGCUCCGACGUGGUGCGGUUCACGGAGAUGGAGCCCGAGGACCGUAUCGACCCCAUGGCCAAGGUAUUCCCGAAAGUCACCAAAUGCACCUUCCACAAAUACGGUCCAUCCGGCACGGUACAGAAGUUCGACGGGCUCUGCGUGCUGCCACUCAACAUCGUCAACGAGAAGAUCUACGUUUUCCUCUGGUUCUGGUUCAUCAUCCUCGCGAUCUUGAGCGCUCUGAGCCUGGCGUACCGCAUGGCCGUGAUCAUCAGCCCGAAGUUGCGCUACGUGCUGUUGCGUGCGCGCUCGCGUCUCUCACCGCAGGAUCAGAUGAAGAUCAUCUCGGACAAGUGCCAGAUCGGCGACUGGUUCGUUCUCUACCAGCUCGGCAAGAACAUGGACCCGCUGGUCUACAAGCAGCUCAUCGCCGACCUCGCGAGCAAGGUGCAGGGCAAGGAGAACGUGUAGCUCGUAUCGAACGGGAUCAAGAGACAGCAGCAGGAUCUCGUGGAGCUCUCUGAAAUUCUCCGAGAGGUUCCGAGUCCCUCGAUCGAGACGAGACUACCGAUCGAGUGAGAGAGAGGGAGAGAGAAAGAGAAAGAGAGAGAGAUAGAGAGAGAGGUAGAAUGAGAGAAUGAAAGACAAUGGUAAGAUACCGCCGAGAAAGACAAAGAGACACGCCGAUGAGCUAUCAGGAAAAUUACGUCCAGAGAGACGUAUCGGCGUCUUUAAUUAGACUGGAUUGCACCGAUGGUCCACAUUUUGGCUGUUUUUAAAUUAAAUAAUUCGUAACCUCUUUUUAUAUUCUAAGAGUCUAACUUUACGAUACAGACAGGGAAAGAGAAAUCGCGCUCAAUCCUAGUUGAUCCUCGAGUCGGCUUUGACGCCUCCUUCACGCAUUGAACAGUAUCCAUAGUCGUUGCUCGAAACUUGCCUCAGGUGAGAUACUCGAAUUUCAAUCUUGAUCUGUAUUAAUGGUCGUUACUCGAAACUUGCUUCAGCUGAGAGAUGGUCGAAUUUCAAUUUAGAGUUUGACGUGCGAGUUGUUUCCAACUGAAUCGCGAUUACGCAUGUGUCGCGUAUAUUGUAUGAUUUAAAACAAAAUAUAAAAAAAAAAAACAUUCAAAUGAAGAAAACUCCAACCGAACUCUAAAUUCAGAUUUGAUUAUCGUUUCGUAGGAUAAGUUCCAAGUAACGACUAUUAAAAAUCUUAAAUAAUCUUAAAGUUAGACGUGAGCUGAAUUGUGCGACUACAAUCACAAUGUCACAUCUGUGAAAUCAGAAUAAUCAGAAAGAAUUACUCAAACGAAACAUUAAAAUUUAACUAAGCUUAGACCGACAUCCGCCGUGGGACAGGUUCCAAGCCACAACUACUAACACAGGCCAUUAAGAACCGCCGGUGUCACAAAGAUUAAUCGAUUGCGCAUUAAUUCGUCCGGCGAUCGCUGAUUCAAUCGCUUGCGAGCCGCGAGCGAGCGAGCGAGCGAGCGAGCGAGCUGGAGAAAGAGAGAGAAAGAGACUCAGUCAAGUUUAGCGACUCGUCGUAACUCGAGGGAGGCGGAUUGAGCGAGAAUCCUUGCCUGUCUCUCUCUAGAUUGUAGCUAGAUAAUUAUGUAGAUUUAUUGUACGAGGUGGCUCUUCAAGUUGAUCAUAUCGGCUCAGUCGACGUCGCGUCGGUGCAACCGGGCCUCUCGCGCAGGUUUAGGUAGUUAGGCCAAGAUUCUUACGUGUCUCUCGCCGUCCCUCUCAUACACGCUUCCAUUUUGGCGUCGGGUCGAGACAAAGCGCGCCGUUCCGCUGCCCGUUCUCUCUGUCUCUCCUUGUCUUUCGCAUCGGCUUCUCCUCGUCUUCGGAUCCUUUCACCCGCGGUGAGUUUCCCAUCGAUUUUGCGAUCGCCCGUUCCACUAGGUUUCUACGUUUGCUCGUCCCCGGGUCUCCUUCUUUUGUCGUUUUACUACCCGUGCGACCCCCCGGGGCCUUCCGAGUCGACCGAGAUUCCACCGGACUCCAUUGCCGACAUUGUCUGUGUGUGUCGUUUGGUUCUCUUCUUAUUUUACUUCUGUUUCUCCAAACGAAUCUCACGUCUCACGGCAUGGCAAGUGAGUGACGAAAGCAGCCUUAGAUUUCGGAAGCAUUUGUUUCAGCUCGCACGGCUAACGUAUAUCCCGCACUUUUCGCUAUUUAACUUCAUUAUUUAUUCGCACACAGCGUUGUUUCCUUUGCCAUGGCCGUUAUCGGACAUUGAGGUUCUUGCUUCUUCGCAGCCAUCUUGAUUAAUGACGUCAGAAGAGUGGCAGAAUGCACACUCGACAUUCUUGUAAAAUACCUUGAAAUAAGAUACGUUCACAGAAUGACACAAUCGCUUAGGCAGAUUGUACAGAAUAGUCCGAACACUUUUCUUUUGCUUCAACAAUCAAUAGGUUAGCGUGAAAUCAACAUGAUAAUUUAUUGCUCGUUAGAGGAAAAGGAGAGUGUUCAGACUACUUUGUAGAUCUAUUCGAUCGAUUUCAAAUGUCAUUUCAUGAAUAUAUCCUUUUAUCUUACAAGAGUUUCGAACGUAUAUUUUUUCGCUCGCGAUGUCAUCGAUGAAGAGUUCCGGGAGCAGCCAGGAACUUCAAUGGAUUAAAAUUUAUUUGAGCGAAAUAAUCGGCAAACCAACAGUCAAAAUUAAGCAGUCGUCACAGAUGCAAUUAUGAAUAAUUCGACCGAUUGAUGAAAUUAAUCGCUAAUCAGUGUAUAAUCAAUCGAAUCAAAAUCUUACGAAUAAUUAAUUUCACCGGUCGAUUAAAUUACUCCCGAUUACAUAUAAGACGAUUGAUUAAUUGGACGAUCAGUUUGCCGAUUACUUGAGUUGGCUAAGAUUCUAAUCGAUCAGUGCUCGAUGCCGAUCUCAAUCUGAGAACAUUAAUAGGCUUUGUUCCUCCCCGAAACGAGCUUUAUAUUUCAUUUAUAUAAAUUUUCAAGUAUUUUUUUCUGAGUGCGCGCGGCGAAGUAUCGUUCAGCGUGCCGCGUGCUCGCUCGGCACGCAGCUGUUUUACAGGGUUCACGAUUUUCUCACGCAGAAAUAGCCUUCGAGUCUGCCUUGAGGGACCAGAGGAACCUUUGUUUCUUGUUCUUAUCGUGACUUUGAGCCGAGAUACGGAGCUCAACGGAUUUUCUCUCGCGCACGCGCUCCCAACGACAACGAGUUCAUUCCCUCUUCCCUCCCGACUCGCAAUUACGCAUGAUCAAACAGGAUUAUUCGUCGUUUAUUAGCCGCUUAUAACGACCGAUUAGGAAUCGAGCCUGCAGCGAUGUCGCUCUUUCUCUCUCUCCUAAUCGCGCGCUUCCUGCGGGACUCCUCCGCAGGCGAAACAAUAAAAAGAAGGAAAAAAUAUCCACUGUUCCGCGAAGCGCUUCGCUGAGCGGCAUUCUCGCGAAGUCCCUCCGCAAGGAACGAACUUGUAAUACAUGCGUGUGUGUAUUCGUUCGUUACGCACGGUGGAACGACCUGCCCCGUAGAAAUACACGCGAGGAAGAGACGGAGAUCGAUAAAAAAAAAGGAGAAAACGCGGGGAGGAAGGAGGGAAGGAAACAAAAGGGCGAUAUAUCUAAGGGCGAUUUUAUUUUUGUUCGUUGAUAAGAACGCCAGGAAUGUUGUGACGGUACUUUGGAUACUUUUACCGUUCGGAUCCGACGUAUUGCUCAACGAAGAAGAGAGGAGUGGUAAACCUGUGAAAGAGGUUGAGGAGCCGCGAGGUCCACUCCCGGCAUUUCCCGGGGCCUUCGUUCGUGGACUUCGACCGUGUGAUAAAGCGGGGAACGGCGCUCGUGUUCAGUCUUUAUGCUAGCUUUGCUGCCUUCAUGUCUUUCUUUCAUUUUUUGUUUUGUUUUGUUUUUUUUUUUUCUUUUUUAUUUUCGUUCCCCAUCGAGCUGAGUGCACGGACGCGUGUCGUCUCCCGAGCCCGACGCGGAUUUUCGGAUUCGCCAUGUCAUCGCGAUUACCGUGUAAUUACUGUGAAAGGUUCGGAACGGCAAGUAGGAUCAAAUGCCCAAUUACUGGUAUCCUCUUAGUCAUUAAACCUACAGGGAAAAAAACCUGGUUUUUCGUACGACCGGCAAUACAGUCGAGCUGUUUACCUGCAUUCAAUCAUUCCGAAAAAGAGAACUUCACGAUUAAAACUGUGAACAACCGUCAUCGGUCGCGAGAGAAGCCAGGUUUUUCUCGAGUAUCAAUACAAACACCCAAUAAUUGGGUAUUUUAUCCUAUUAUAUCUUCUGUUAUCGCGGACUCGCGUCGGUUCUCAGCUUGCGCCAUAAUUCUUAUUUUAGUACCCUCGCGAGAUCGCCCCCUCUCUCUUUCUCUUUCUCUUGCAUACGCAAGUCUCUGUCUAUGCGCGUACGCGAGGAAGAGAAUCGCACGCGCCUCCCCCUGCGAAUUAUCAUCUAACUUAUCCCUUUUUUCUUCCUUCAUACUGUCGAUUACAUUUUGAUUUAUGUACGCUAUGUAUGUUAACUAUGUAUGCUAGCAAACAUCCCGUAGAACUGUAUAUCGUAAGUUGCUAUCAUAUGUUAUAGACAAAACAAAUUGUACAUGCAAUGAGCAUACACAGAGAGAGAGAGAGAGAGAGAGAGAGAGAGAGAGAGAGAGAGAGAGAGAGUGUGUAUGUGUGUGUGCAUCUGUAUGUGAGAGGAAGAGGUGAGGUAGACUGUGUGUGUACGUAUAUAUGUGUGCGUGCGCGUACGUGCGUAUGUGUAUAGGAUUAUUAAUUAACGUGUGAAUCCGUCUUCUCUCGUAUUUCAUUCCAGGCAUAAAAGACAUGCGCACAAUUUUGUACGUAAAUAAUUCCGGAACGUGGGAGGAGGAGACAAACUCUCCCACCUUCUUAACCUAACAUUGCGUAUUGUACGUUAUCGAAGAAGAGAUUCUACUGUAUUUUUAUAUUGUAAAAUUAAUGUGUCAAAAUGGGACCACACUGUAGUUUAAAAUUAAUGUAUCAAGAUGGGACGUGGCAUAAAUAUAUAUUCUUUUCAUCGUCUCAAUUUCUUUUUUACAAUAGAAGUUUAUAAUAAAAAAGAAAUACAUGCUGGUGUUUCGAGGGGCCAAUCUGUGACGCUAUCGCGCAAUUUUCUAGUUAUUUUCCCUUUUUUUUUCAAUAUACUAGAGACUGUGCGUACAUACUACGAAUUGGCGAUCAGCGUUGCGUUGCUGCUUUGCGGACCGACGUGUUAUGCGUAUCCGCACGUGAAAUUGUAAUUAUCAUAUCGAAGUUGCGUAAUCUCGGCAGGCGAUAAACCACUCGCUCACUGUUGCGUUUCACCUCGUUCAUAUCCAACGAACGUUUCUAAGUAUCGUCCAGACAUGCUGUCUCCCGUGACUUCGUGCGCGAAGUGAUAGCCCAGGUUAGAAAUGGCUGAAGGUCUCGACUAGAAAUUGACCUCAUACUGAAAAAAAUCACUUGAAAAUUGAUUUGCAGAAUAUAAAGUUUACACUUUUGUGAAAUUAAAUCUAUUCCUGUGAAUAAAGUUGAUCUUCCACGAGUAAAUUUUCAAGUAUCUUCUUCUCAGCGCAUCCUGAUCACGGGUUGAUCCCAAUCAGUCAUCUGGUUUGUAUAAGAUGACUGUACCGGCUCCUAACGAGUCAUGCAACGUGGCAUGGCCAUCAGGGCUUCAUUAAUAAUAGGGAUUAUUAAUAAUUAGGACCUUAUCAGUAGCUAUAGGACUCUAUGUCGCUUUGCACAAACCAGCUAACUGCUUGGUGCCAACUCGAUCAGGACCAUGGGGUGAAUUUCUAAGGUGGAGUUGCUGUUGCGCCGGGCCGAGGAGCGAGUGAAAAAGUGCCGUCGCUCGUCGCGUGUUUUCUCUGUCUGCAAGCGGUGCCACGUGUGUCUUACAUGCAGGCACGCACAACGUCCCGACAUACCGCCGACGUGUUCACAUCGAGUGUCGUGUUACUAUCGCCGAGACAACGACGCCCCCGACUCGCCCGUGCUGUUCGAUAGAAAUCAAAACGUGGCGGCUUGUUGCGCGCUAACACCGCCUUGCCAAGUGAUAAAAUGUCCGCUUCACAAGAUCCGCGGGAGUGGGAAGGAAAGAAAGAGAGAGACAAAAGAAAGGAGAUCGACCGUACGUGUAAUAUCCGGGCUGAUUUCACGUUAAAGAGGUGAUCGUUGCGUUUACGUUCCGACUUUUAUUGAGAUAACGGUAUUCGAGAUAGAUUGUACAAUCGAUGAAUUGACUUUCUGCAGACCUUCAGUGUGUGCAUGUGUGCGUGUUUGAGGGGAGGGAGAGUAAUGCCAGUGCUCGAAUUACGCGAUACCGGAGACUCGCGGGUUUCUCCUCUGUUUUCAAAGGAAAGUAGUGCCAAUCGGACUACGAUCUUUCGAUAACUCGUGUCUUCCUAUCUUAAUCCUACAUAUUAAUCUGAACACGGAAGUGACAUAUCGCUAGAUUUAUACUUUGUAAAAACUUUCAUAUGAAUAUAAGUAAAAAGAGACACACACACACACACACACACACACACACACACAUAUAUAUAUAUAUAUAUAUAUAUAUAUAAUACAUAAAAAAAAUAAAUAUAUAAAUAAAACAAUGCAAUAAAUUUAUUUAAAGAAAGCAGAGAAAGAAACUCAUUUAAACUAUAAUACAGGGCUCACGUUGAAAUAGAUUUCUCAGCAAAGAGAGUUUCUCGAACUAGUGUUUUAAAGUAGAAGUACCAAUAUCUGGAUACUAAUAACACUGGUAUCUAACUCUAAAUCUAAUUUUUCUCAUGUUCUUUGGUUUUUACAUACGAAUAUUGAAACAUUGAACAUAGAGUAUAUGUGAGACAGAGUUGCCGAAAUCGUAUCGCCGUCUCCUAAAUCGUACUUUAUCGAUUUCUUUAUUAUUAUUGAAUAUGAAUGACAUUUAAAAAUGAGAAGUAAGUAAACAAUGAGAAGUAUAAACAAAAGAUUUCGGAUCAUAUUUUAUGCAUGUUACAGACAUUACAAAAAUAAAGCACAUAUAACUGAUAAAGCAACCCUCUAUAUAUAUAUAUAUAUAUAUAUAUAUAUAUAUAUACACAGUUAGGUACUAAUGUUACUAGUGCCCAGGCAUACUUUUGUCUCACAAGGGAACAUAGGCAACCCGAAAAUUCAGAAAAUUCUGAGACAUUGUGUGCAAGUAGAGUAGUACAUCCAUAACAUAAAACUAUUUUUUGUUUCUGCUAAAUUUCGAUUUAAGGGGGUGAAAUCCUCUCGAGAAAACACAUUUUUAUUUUUAGCGAAUAUUUCCUAAAAUACAAGGCAUAUGAAAAAAUAGUUUAUAUAAAAGUGAUAGAAUAUUUUGUACUCUUUGCAAUGGUGUAUUCAAAUUUUGCAAAAAUGAAAAAUUUAUGAACCCCCUUUCGCCACUCAUUGGUCUCGAGGGGUGGUUUCAUUCCCUUAAGUCGAAAUUUAGCAAAAACAAAAAAUAGUUUUAUAUUAUAGAUGUACUACUCUUGCACACAAUUCAGAAUUUUCUGAAUUUUCGGGUUGCCUAUGUUCCCUUGUCAGUAACUCGCGGGAAAUGGCCCAUCUGACUGACGACUGUGAGGCGCGUUUUCAGUUUAGCGAUUUCUCGGUACGUAACGCGGGCAUUCUCGCGUAAAGAACGCGCGUUGGUUCCGCUUCGGACGUGUUAGCGUGCCUACUUUUGGCGAUGAACAUGCGGCGAAUGUGUAUGGACGAAUGAGUCGCUCGUAUAGCGACGAGAGAGAGAGAGAGAGACACGAAGAAAAAUGCGACACGGUCACUAUUCGCUUCUUCUUCGCGCCAGGGACAUUUCCAUGUGAAAUUUAUGCUCAAAGUAAGACUGCCAGGUAAUCGAAAACGCUCUACCGCGUCACUUUUUUAGAUAUAUGUGUGAGAUAGAACUAAAAGAAGAAAAACACAAACGCAACGCUGUUGUCCGGUAUAUCGAUAUUUAUGGUUCGCGUUAUUUUCCUCCGACCGGUUUUCCGAUUCGUUUCGUCAAUGCUCGGAGCGUCAGAGGACGUACAGAAGUCGCAUAAUAUUAUUGCUAAUGUUUUUUCUUUCUAUCUAUAAUCUACCGUCAUAGAUUAUAGACGUUCUUUCUUGCCUCGCUUGACUUUCGUUCUUUCCACAGCGACAAACUUUGUUCUCAGUCAAUGAUUUCUCUUUUGCUUGAGCGCUAUUUAGAAGUUCAGCCGCGACAUUAGCGAUAUGCGUUAUUGCGUCUAAUAAUAAGUGCCUGGUUAGCGUUAGAUAUAUAUUAUAUAUAUAAAGCGUAUUCUCCCUUCAAUAAUAGUUAAUCGACAUUCCGGCGAGACAAGACUGCGAUUAUUCCCGAGCGAAGAACCAAGCGAUUCUUGUCGCACGCGCCACUUUCUCGAUUUUGCGAGGUUCACUCUUGCGGAUUUCGGCCAGUAUUGGAGAUUUACAACAAAAAUUUUCUUUGACUAAAAGAAUCGGCAAAUCAGUCGUGAAAAUGAGUCUAUCGUGUUGUGUAUGUAAUCACGAGUUAUUUAAUCGAUUGACGAAAUCAAUUAUUAAUCAGUUAACUCACAAAGGAGAAAGUUGGGUUGUGUUAACGUGAACUUUGAUUGUGAUGAAACCAACGCGUUGUGGUUGGAGAAAACGGAGUUUCUCUAGUCCUUAGAAACGCAAAUUCGGGUCAUAAGAACCGUAGAAAUUUUGUCUUUCAAUCAAAACGCAUUGGUUGGUUCAUUCAAAUCAAAUUUUGCGUUAAUAGACCGAAGACCGAGAUAAGUUGGUAAAAUCAAUUGUUUCUACAGUUCUUCAACAGAUUUCAGAAUCAAGCAAGCAAGGAUUUCAAAAAUAUCUUUGACAUGAUUAAAAAUCUUGCUUGCUUCAUUUGUAACUUGUUAGAAAAUAGUAGAAAUAAUCGAUUUUGCUAACUAGUCCCAGUCUUUCCUACAUCUUUCUUCACAUCAAUCAUAUAAAAGUUUGACUAAUAAUUAAUUCCCCCAAUCGAUGAAAUUGUUUGUACUGGAUACUUGAAAAUUUAUUUGUGAGAUAUAAAAUUUAUUUCUGUGUGAACGCAAACUUUAUAUCCCACAAAUAGAUUUUCAUGUAUUUUUUUCUCAGUGCAAAUGUGACGAUCAAUUAGUUUCUAUUACUGAUUUGCCGAUUAUUGCGGUUGAAGACAAUUUUAGUCGAUUGAUGCGCGACACCGAUUUUGAGACGUAUCAAAAUUUCGUUACGUCUUACCACGUGAAUUCUAGGAAAGAAACGGAGAAAGGAGGUAGAAAAUGGCGCUUGCGCGCAGUUUUCACGCGAGAUCACGUCGGCAUCUUGUCGAUCGAGAUUUCUCGAAGAGCUCUUGGUUGCAAUUGGAAUCAAUAUAAAGCGACGAAUGAACAGGCGAACGGUGUCGAUUAAUUUUUUGGGGCUUUCCAGUUCUUCCACGCGACCGAGCCGAGAGGGAUGUUACAUGCGCGUAUUCUCGAGUUGGGGUGACGGCUGUAUCGGGGUUAUCGGAACUGUAUGCCGUACAUAUCUGGUCUGCAUCCUGCCGAGCGUAGAUAAGAACACGCGCGCUUCCUCUCGCCCGGUGAUUCUGCGCUUCCGAUACCGGUGGGCGCAUCGUGGUAGAUAGAAAUGCAUCUUUUCGACAUUUCUAUUUCAUGCGCCGUCCGAUUUUUUAUUCGACAGAAAAGGGAGGGAGGGAGAGAGAAGGCCACAUUCACAGAUACAUGUUCUCGCGUCUACUGCAACAGUGAUAAGUUGGAAAAGAGAGAGAAAGAUAUAUAUAUAAAUAUAAAAGAUAAUAUGUUUAUCGUAUAUAUAUAUAUAUAUAUAUAUAUAUAUAUAUAUAUAUAUAUAUAUGUAGUAUAUAAUUAUAUAAUAUCUAGAGAGAGAGAGAGAUACAUGUGAGAGAUAUAUGUGCGACUAGUAUAUAGUAUAUAUUUUCCGAAUGUGUCAAAAGAAAGACAAACGCGAGCAGAGCGUCAAUCAUUCCGACAAGGACGGACGAUACAUCGUUGCCUUCUUCAUGCCUUUAGGAUUUGUCCUUCUCUCUCAUCGACGAUAUAUUUAUGUAAGAAUAGCUACGAGUAUAGAAGAGACGAUAUACUAUCUGCGAUAUGACGAUUAUAGAGAUUAAGAGACGCGCACAUAGCAGCCGUAUAGCGUGUUGUCCGAUAUCGAGCGACUGAAAUCGGCGUGCGAAUUUCCGCGAGUUUGACUUCGCCUGUUCCCUUGUAGCUGCGCUUCUAUCUUGUAGCUUUUUCCGUUUCCCUAUCUCUUUCCACCAAGUGUCCUCUGCUCGACCUGACGUCUGGCUCUCCCAGGUCUUUUAUUACGGUACUUCGGUUGGGCGCGAUGAACUUGACAUUACUCAAUUUCCUUUUGUCCACUUCAUUUGUGAAGUGCAGGCACGCAAUUCGAUGCAGCUACGAAGGGCAGGGGGCUCAUCACUGUGCCUGGCGAAUCACGCGAACACGACGCGCAUCCAGAGUUCGAGAUACUCGCGCGGAAGUUGCGCCGAUUUCGACCAUCGCGAAUUAAGACGAUAACGAGAAAAUACACGGCCGAGGAAAGAUAAUCCAGGGCACCGUGCUUACCGGCACGCAUAGAAGAAUGAGCAAUCGCGGCGUCUCGAUGUAGACAAAUUUACAUUAUUAUUAUUAUUAUUCUAAAAUUAACUUCCCAUAUAUCUCUUCUUCGGCUUAUCCGCACCGUUCUUUUGCCGUGUCCUUUGACCGCGCGUGACUCGCGAAUAUAUGCGGCCAGGGAAAACACUGCCCUGCUGAGGUUCGAAUGUUAUAUAAAUAUAUAUAUAUAUAUAUAUAUAUAAAUAAAUAUAUAUAUAAAUAUAAAACACAUAUAUUUUAAUAUGAGAUGUUUUCCCCUGUGAAGAGUAAACAAACGAAUAAGUAUCAACAAAUAAAUAUCAACGAUCAUAAGCAAUA